UUAAUUUACAUUGAGACACUGGUUUUUCCUUGGGCAUCAUUUGAAGACAUUUGAGCGUUCUCUUCUGCCAACAUUCUUGUGUAACCGCAUCAGCGGAAGUCCGUUUGCUUUUUUCUUUUUUCUUUUUAAAAGGACUGUCACAAAUGAUCGAUUUAUUCUCCUUAAAUCUUUAAUAUCUCACUCUCUCCUCCCUCGUCCCUUUCGACCUCCCUAAGAUUAGGUACCUACAGCGCCAUUACGAACGCAUUCGACAACGCCGCGUCGAGUAUGAAUUACAGAGUACUCUCCGCAGCUCGUCUACCCCGAAGCAUAACUAGCAUUGCGGUUGUUGGCACAGGCAUUGGGCUGUACUAUACCUACAUGGGGAACGUUGCUUACGCGGAUUCCGGUGCGCCGAAGAAGGCUUUCGGCUCUGGCCCGGCUUUUUUGUCUCUUGAGCUCGAGAGCACUGAAGCUGUAAACCACAACACUAAGCGGUUGCGAUUUAAGCUGCCUACACCAGAUACCGUCAGUGGCCUUACAUUAACAUCCGCGCUCUUAACAUACUCUUGGCCAAAAGGCAGCACAUUUCCUGUCGUGCGCCCUUACACUCCGAUCAACUCACUAGAUGAGCCGGGUGCUUUAGAACUUCUCAUCAAGAAAUACCCCGAUGGCAAGCAGAGCACAUACAUACACUCCCUGAAGCCUGGAGACUCAUUGCGCUUUGUCACCCGGAUACCGGGAUACAACUACCAGCCAAACAAGCACUCAGAGAUCCUUCUCAUCGCCGGAGGAGCCGGUAUUACUCCUAUAUAUCAACUGAUUCGGGGCAUCUUGCAAAAUCCUGAGGACCACACCAAGAUCAACUUGGUAUUUGGCGUAAACACAGAUGCCGACUUGCUUCUAAGAAAGGAGCUCGACGAGUACGCAUCGAAUUUUCCAAGCCGUUUUAAUGUGACGUAUACGAUCAGUCACCCCGCAAAUGGCUCGCCGUUUCGACAAGGCUACGUUACCAAGGAGUUGCUGAACGAUGUGGCGCCCCAAUCGGCUGAUUCUAAAGUGUUUGUCUGCGGACCGCCGCCGAUGGAGACUGCGCUUGUGGGAAGCUGGCAGAAAUCAGGGAUCUUGCAUGAACUCGGUUAUCGGAAGGAUCAAAUACAUAAAUUCUGAGCCCUUAGAUAGAUCGGAAGAUUCAGAUCAGUAGAUACCGAGUGUUUCCCUUCGACUAAUAUAAAUAAUUACCUACUCUAAACCCAGUUAUUUCAGGACGACAUAACAUCGAGUACUUAAAUAAUUAAAGCAACUAGUUAAACAACUUAUCUAAUCCAAGUUUAUCAUAUAA
Daldinia loculata is the source of this 1321-nucleotide messenger RNA. RefSeq names its product NADH-cytochrome b5 reductase. Gene Ontology annotation, molecular function: cytochrome-b5 reductase activity, acting on NAD(P)H. The record is from RefSeq and is a predicted model, not a curated record. Gene Ontology annotation, biological process: ergosterol biosynthetic process. The coding region runs from base 268 to 1149 and encodes 293 amino acids. The transcript is spliced from 3 exons. NCBI's taxonomy places the organism in Eukaryota, Fungi, Ascomycota, Sordariomycetes, Xylariales, Hypoxylaceae.